Messenger RNA from Aricia agestis (brown argus), 1377 nucleotides. Its product is annotated as elongation of very long chain fatty acids protein 7-like. The transcript has 7 exons. Gene Ontology annotation, cellular component: endoplasmic reticulum membrane. Gene Ontology annotation, molecular function: fatty acid elongase activity. Lineage: Eukaryota; Metazoa; Arthropoda; Insecta; Lepidoptera; Lycaenidae. The record is from RefSeq and is a predicted model, not a curated record. Gene Ontology annotation, biological process: fatty acid elongation, polyunsaturated fatty acid; fatty acid elongation, monounsaturated fatty acid; very long-chain fatty acid biosynthetic process. The coding region runs from base 110 to 1060 and encodes 316 amino acids.
GCCGCCCGCGCGCUCCCGUAGUCCGCACGUAGAGUACACGUAGGUAAGUUUACGUCACGUACAAGUGAGUGAGAGAAAAGUUCGUUGAAAAGUGACACAAUAAGCAACCAUGAGUUACUUGGAGAAAAUCGAUGGUUACUUGGACUCGCUGAAGACAGGAAAAAGUGCCAUGGUGGACUCAUGGUUCAUGAUGUCCAGCCCGAAGCCGAUCCUGACGGUGGUGGUGCUGUACCUGGUCUUCCUGAGGGUCGGUCCCCGGCUGAUGAAGAACCGGCAGCCGCUGCGGAUCACCAAGCUCAUCAGCUACUACAACGCGGCGCAAGUUGUGCUCGCUUCUAUGAUCUGUUUCAAGGCGACCAAACUAAACCUAUUCAGAGAUGGAAUAAUGUACGCUGGUUGCCGGUAUCCGUCCAACACACAAAACGCAUUGCUCUUGGACAUCGGCUGGUGGUAUUUCUUUGCCAAGUUUACGGAGUUACUUGACACUGUCUUCUUCGUGCUGAGAAAAAAGAAUAAACAGAUCACGUUCCUCCACGUGUAUCAUCACGUGAUCAUGGCUCUAUACUCGUGGAGCUACCUGAAGUUCGCGGCAGGGGGAGAGGGGACCAUCCUCGCCCUCCUCAACUCCCUCGUCCACGUGGUCAUGUACUCUUACUACCUGCUCUCCGGCCUGGGACCCAAGUACCAGAAGUACCUGUGGUGGAAGAAAUACGUGACGAAGAUGCAGCUGCUGCAGUUCCUCCUUAUGCUGGCAUACUGCGCGUGGACAUAUAACUCGCCGCGGUGUCAGUUCGCCGUCGGCUUCACGUACUUCAUCUCGGCGAACGUCACCAUCUUCCUCAUCCUCUUCCUCAAUUUCUACUCCAAGAGCUAUAAGAAGUCCAAGGAAUUCAAGAGCGAGAACGGCUUCACCGUAUGUAAGCCGGUGAAAGAUGAGAAAGAGGAUGGUUUCAACACCUUCGGUGUUGAUAAGAUCUGUGGCGAUUACGUCAAAGACGGCCAAGUCUACCUCUCCAGGCGCACGGCUAAAGCGCUAGAUCUAGACUGCUACGAGAAAUGAUUCAAUAUUUUGUACGAUUGAGCUGUCAUGAGACUGAUGAUUGUGAUGGGUAUAUGAUAAAGCGAUUUGAGCCGAAACUGUGCGGUGUAAGGUUUAGUUUACGAUGGACUUGUGGUGUAUAGAGAAGAGAGUAUUUAAAUAGAAAAUAUGUAAAAAAAUCAUAUCAUUAUUUAGGGUGUACUUAGUAUAUUUUGGCUACUAAGCUUAGUUUACGUUUAGGAGAAUUACUUUUUUACGAAUUGUUUAGCGAACGCGAAUUAUAGUUAAAAUAUCAUCGAUCUUACUACAAAAGAUUUAAACAGGUGUUGAACGGUUGA